GCCGCCGCCGCCGCAAACACACAAAACACAACCCCGCGGCGCGCCGAGCCACGGUUUCACCCGGUCGCCCCACCGCAGGUCGUUAACUCGACAAAAAAACACCACAACCGAACACCACAAGAAGAACACCACCAGAAUGUCGGCCAUGAAAGCGCUACGCGACAAGAACGCCGACCUCGCCGACCUCGAGAAGAUCCUGAACCCGACCGACGUGAAGAGUUCCGUGAUGCCGCGCUGGCAGCGCAAGGCCCUCCAACGGUCUGAUAGCUCGACGUCGAACGACCGCUUCAUCCCGACGCGGUCGGCCAUCGACUUCGACCAGGCGGGCCACGUCAUGUCCUCGUCGGAGAACUCGUCUUCGUCGGAGGGCGAGUCCGAUGAAUCGAAGGAGGCGCGCCAAGUACACGCUGAUAGACUCAAGGCCGGCCUCUUGGAUGCCGAAAGUCGCGUGCUCGCGUACAAACAAAAGGCACCCGCACCAAAAGCCGGCUACGUGAACUCGUUGAAAGUGUUGUACACGGCGCACGGCUCCCAGCAAGUGCGGAAGGCGAAAUCCACAAGACACAUUCCGAGCGCGCCUUCUCGAGUCCUGGACGCUCCGGACCUCUUGGACGACUACUACCUCAACUUGACGUCCUGGGGCGCGAACAACUGCGUCGCCGUGGCCUUGGGCCCGACGGUCUACGUCUGGAACGCCGGCACGGGCGCCAUCACGGAGUUACUGACCUUAGACGAAGGUGACGAUUACGUCUGCUCCGUGUCGUGGCUGCCGGGCGAGACGGGCGCCGGCCACUUGGCCGUCGGGACGUCUGCCGGUUCCACGGAGCUCUGGGACGUCGCGGCGUCGCGAGCGUUGCGGCGCAUGGACGGCCACGCGGCGCGCGUGUCUUGCUUGGCCUGGAACGGGCAUUGCCUGUCUUCGGCUGGUAGAGAUGCUACCAUCGUCCACCACGACGUGAGGAUCCGGGACCACGCGACCGGUUCGUGUGUUGGUCAUCAACAGGAGAUCUGCGGGCUGUCCUGGUCGCCUGAUGGCACUACCUUAGCUUCCGGCGCGAACGAUAAUUGUGUGAUGCUCUGGAGCGCCGCGCAGACGGGCGUGCGGUCACAAGCGCCGGCUCAUUCGUUGACGGACCACACGGCGGCCGUGAAGGCGUUAGCUUGGAGCCCGCACGACCGCCACGUACUGGCGUCGGGCGGCGGCACGGCCGACCGGUGCAUCAAGCUCUGGAACGCUUCUACCGGAAUCAAUCUCAACAGUGUGGACACGGGCUCGCAAGUCUGCGCGCUCGCGUGGAACCCUAGGGAGAAGGAGUUAUUGUCUGGACACGGCUACGCCGAGAACCAGCUGUCGCUCUGGAAGUACCCUGCCAUGGCGCGCGUCAAAGAUCUCAAAGGACAUACUGGAAGAGUGUUGGCUUUAUGUACGUCGCCUGAUGGUUCUACCGUGUUAUCCGCGGGCGCCGACGAGACCUUACGGUUCUGGGACUGCUUCGGCACCGCGCCGGCGAAGAAGGGCAAGAGCCGCGCCGCCGCUUUAAGCAAGGGCGUCGUGUGCAUCCGGUGA
This is a messenger RNA of Pelagomonas calceolata, 1567 nucleotides long. The record is from the annotation of a GenBank genome assembly. Lineage: Eukaryota; Pelagophyceae; Pelagomonadales; Pelagomonadaceae.